Molecule: messenger RNA, 1317 nt
Organism: Sporisorium graminicola
Lineage: Eukaryota; Fungi; Basidiomycota; Ustilaginomycetes; Ustilaginales; Ustilaginaceae
Exons: 1
Coding region: 1-1317 (438 amino acids)
Source: RefSeq, a predicted model, not a curated record
AUGCCCAGCAGCAACAUCUCCAACCAACAACAACAGCCGCCGCCGCAGCCAGACUACAUCUACCGUCCCGAGGACCCAGAGUAUUCUGAUCAGUUCGGAGCGGAUCGCCAGCCCCUUUCGUCUUCCAACAACGCAAACUCGGGCCUCUCUCAACGAUACCAUCAGCUGUCGACCAACAUGGAGGCCAACGAGGUCAAGACGCUCACGCGCAUGCAGAUCCUCACGCCGCUCUCGGUGCUCUUGCAGAUGGGCGUGAUGAUUCUGUGCGGGUCCAAGCUGAUCAAGCCUAACUUGCAGCAGGUGUCUCGUCGUCACCCAACCUACUUGUCCCCGCAGGACUCGUUUGUGCUGUUCUACUGGGCCAUUCUCUAUGUAUUGCUGAUUGGGUUUUCGGUCUUCUUGCUGCUCAGUCGCACGCCGGAGACCAAAAAGGCGCUCGUACACGGCGUCAGCACCCGCCUCGCCCUCGCCAACUACCUCAUGGUGCUUUGGGUCAUCUUUUGGGUCCUCGACCGCCAUUCGACGUUCAUCCUCGGGACCGCAACGCUUGGCGUUAUCGCGCUGAUCCUCCUCUUCAACGCGCUGAUUUUGGCAGUGCGAUACCCGCCAUCCCCUAAGCACCCGCUCGACUGGCUUUUCAUUCAUGUGCCCAUCAAGAUGUUCCUGGUCAUUACGAUCCAGUACGACCUGUGGCAGCAGCUGUUCCUGGCGCUUGGCUGGGAUUACGGCACUGGUGGCCACAAGGCGCUGCUGCAAAGCCUCUGGUACGCCUUUGGCAUCGUUACGGGUCUGGGUGCUUUUUCGGCUCUGUGGAUCUUCGCCACUGCGGAUCUCACCUGGGCUGCUGCGGGCAUUUAUCUCAACCUCGGCCUGCUGUGGCACAAGCACUUCAGCCUGAUUGGCGGCAGAGACGAUGGCGAGCCGCGUCCCGCUCCGUUGACGGCUGCGAUCAUCUUAAGCAUCUCGCUGCAGGCGGUGGCAUUGCUGGCGGGCAUCGCGUGGAAGAGGGUCAAGGCUCGACAGGAGGGACGCAUCGCUUUGCCCUUAACGCCCGAGGAGGAGGCGGCUGCCUACCGUGCCGAGGCUGAGCGCAGUGCUCGUGCCGCUGCGGCUGCCGGCCCGUCGUCGACUGCGAACGAGGCGGCCCCGGCAGCAGGUGCGCAUCCGACCACUGCCAAGCAGAACAAGAUCGUCGAUGUCGCCGAUGAGGAGGCGGCGGCUGAAUCGAGCGGUGCCACAGUGACCCCGACCAAGGUGACGAGGAAGCUGGGCGGUGCGGGAGGAAGCGCGAACGGCAGCCCGACCAAGAAGAAGUGA